UAGGAAAAUUUCUUCUUCUGACAUCCCUUGAAUAUUUAACAUCCUUCUGUUCUUUCCAAUAUUUUCUUCAUUCCCAACUUUUCUAUCUUCUUAUUCCCAACAUAUAUAGUUCUCAAAAAUCAUGGAGUUAUAUGAUAUUACACAAUCCAUGAAGAAUAUUGAAAUGACUCAAUUGCUACCAAAUCACAACUCUAAUUAUAUGAUGACUACUUCUGCUCACUCUUUGUCCUUCAUGCCCAACUCAAUCGAUGAACAUAACGCGCCACAUCUUUUAUCAAUGCACGACGAGACUCUUGAUAUUGAGAAACGGAGUUCAAUGGAUGCAAUGAGGGAGAUGAUUUUUCGUAUGGCGAUGAUGCAACCUAUCCACAUUGAUCCAGAAUCAGUAAAACCGCCUAAGAGAAAGAACGUUAAGAUAUCGAAGGAUCCACAGAGCGUUGCAGCUAGGCAUCGGAGGGAAAAAAUAAGCGAGAGGAUAAGGAUUUUGCAGAGACUUGUUCCUGGUGGUACAAAAAUGGACACAGCUUCAAUGCUAGAUGAGGCUGUUCAUUAUGUUAAGUUUUUGAAAAAACAACUCAAAUCUUUGGAACAAGCUGCUGUUAAUAGGCCAAUGAUUACUGGAUUUUCCACAACAUUGAUGGCACAGCCUGUGGAUUAUUUAAGUUCUUUUAGGUCAUGCCAGACUUCUCAUUUGAUGAGCUCUAAUGUGCAAAUGCUAAGUUAAGUGAAGUGAAAGAAUAAUGUAUUUUGGGAAAGCAAUCUAAAUCAUGAUUAUGUUCAUUUAGUUUUUGUAAAGAUUUGGUUCAUACGGGGUAUUAAUCUUCCCUUUGGAUUUAGAAGUCUCGAUUGGCCAACACUUUUCUUUCGUUGUAUGGAUCGAAGUGAUAAAAGGCUGAAUCUCGAUGAAGUAGGAAGGUCAAAGUCAAUCGGCUUCUUGUUGUACUCAUAAUUUUGUCAACAGUUCAAUGAAAAAGUGACCAUUGGAAAUGUAAUUUUCCUUUUUUUUUUC
Molecule: messenger RNA, 1009 nt
Organism: Nicotiana attenuata
Lineage: Eukaryota; Viridiplantae; Streptophyta; Magnoliopsida; Solanales; Solanaceae
Product: transcription factor HEC2-like
Exons: 1
Coding region: 122-724 (200 amino acids)
Biological process (GO): regulation of DNA-templated transcription
Molecular function (GO): DNA-binding transcription factor activity; protein dimerization activity
Source: RefSeq, a predicted model, not a curated record